AUGAUAAUAGGCUCCUUAAUGGAAUUUCUUACAUCUAAUUUCUAUGCUCAUACAAAAUUAGUUUUGAGAUUUAGUGGAUAACAAAUAGGUGAUAGUGAAUCUACUACAAUAGGUCAUGCAAUAAGUCUUUGCAAAAACUUAACUGAAUUAUAAAUGUCCUUAUGCAGCAACAAAAUAUGUGAUACAGGUUUGGAUGGUUUAUCACAGGGUUUAGAAGAAUGUGUGAAGAUUGAAAGUUUGGCUAUAGAUUUCAGUUUCAAUUCUAUAAAAGACUAAGGAGCUGGAUUUAUUACUUCUAGACUUAAUUUACAUAAACAUUUAAAAUAGCUCUAAAUAUCAUUUAGCCAUAAUCAAUUAGCAGAUUAAUCUAUAAAAGAAGUUAUAAAAAAUUUGGGAUAGUGCGUAAAUCUAGUAGAUUUAUCUCUUUCAUUUAACAACAACUAAAUUACAGAUUUAGGAGCUAAAAAUUUUGGAACGAUAGCAAAUUAUAAAAAUAUAACAGUUCUUUCUUUAUAUUUAACUGGAAAUAAAAUUACUAAGAAAGGAGCAUAUGAGCUAGGUUCGUAAUUAGGGCUAUGUACUAAUUUAAAAUAAUUAACUCUGGAUUUAACCGGAAAUUCAAUAGGUAACAAAGGUGCUUGUGGAUUAGCAAAUGGUUUGACAAAUAUAAAGUAUUUAAAAUCUCUUAUGCUUUAUCUAAUGGGUAAUAACAUAGGGGAUGAAGGAAGAAAUGCUUUAGGAAACAUCUUUAGAUAGUUCUAAGAUCUUAUUUAACUAGUUUUGUUUUUAGGAUUUUAUAAAGACAAGACGAUGAGAUCUAAAUUAAUGAAAAUCAGAAAGCUAACUAUACUUACAUUAUCAAUUUAAGUUUGA
Messenger RNA from Tetrahymena thermophila SB210, 873 nucleotides. RefSeq names its product kinase domain protein. The transcript is spliced from 11 exons. Gene Ontology annotation, cellular component: nucleus; cytosol; perinuclear region of cytoplasm. The record is from RefSeq and is a predicted model, not a curated record. Lineage: Eukaryota; Ciliophora; Oligohymenophorea; Hymenostomatida; Tetrahymenidae. Gene Ontology annotation, biological process: nucleocytoplasmic transport; activation of GTPase activity. Gene Ontology annotation, molecular function: GTPase activator activity; small GTPase binding.